UAGUGACAACUGUCGCUGUCCAUAAUCUGAAUUGAAAAUUUCAAGGACAAUCCAGACAGGCAAGAACAGGGCCAGACGAGGCAAGAACAGCCGAGGCUCGCGUCUCUGCUCCGCGACUCUGCACCACCAUCCGAUGCUAACACCUCGUGACCAUGUGACCAUGGCCAUCACAUGACGACUUUACGAGACGACUUUACGACACCACACUUUCUCUUCACGUAGUAAUAUCAAUUGAGUCAAAGACAUGGCCGUCUACGACAUGCUCGACGCCCUGAGCACCGCACGCGACAGACACGCCACCCCGGACCACACCCCCACUAUUACAGCAGACUCCACCACCACCCCCCAAACCAACCCCACCGACACCAGCGAGCGCUACGCCCACCCCAUCACCGCCGCCCAAGAAUCCGGCCUGCCCAUCAUCGACAUCUCACCCUUCCUGGACCCGCACUCCACAGCUUCCGCCCGCCAAACCACCGCCAAAGCCAUAGACGCCGCCUGCAUCAACUACGGCUUCUUCUACCUCACCGGCCACGGCAUCCCGCUCAGCACCCUCGACGCCAUCAUCUCGCUGGCGCGGGAGUUCUUCGCGCUCCCGCUCGCCGAGAAGAACAAGAUCAAGCGCCACGACGCCGGCGGCCCCGAGGGCGGCGACUCGGCACGCGGGUACCAGGGCCUGGGCGAGAACGUCACGGGCGGGCUGAACGACGUGCAGGAGGCGAUUGACUUCUACCGGCCGUGGGACGGCCCGCUCGAGGACGGCGACGGCGGGCCCGGCACCCGCAAGACGCUGCAGGGCCCCAAUCUGUGGCCCGAGCGGCCGCAGGCGCUGAGGGGCGUGUAUGAGGAGUACAUCGCACAGGUCACGGAGGUGGGGCGCGCGCUGGUGCGGGCCAUGGGGGUGGCGCUGGACUUGGGGCCGGCGGACGCCAACGCCGCGGCCGAGGACGAGGACGAAGACGUGUUUGCGCGCCACUGCGACGAGAGCUUCUGGGUGCUCAGGAUGAUCAACUACCCCCCUUUGCCGGCGUCGGCGCUGCACAAACAACGCCAGAAACAACAGCAAAAAGACGGAGAAGAAGGAGAAGAAGAAGGAGAGGUCAUCGGUGCCGACGAAGACCCCUCCCAGUUCUCCUGCGGCGCGCACACAGACUACGGCUGCGCGACCCUGCUCCUCGCCGACCCGACCCCCGGCGCGCUCCAAGUGCAGCUCAAAAACGGCGCCUGGCUGCCCGCACACCCGGUCCGCGGCGCCUUCGUCGUCAACAUCGGCGACAUGAUCGAGCGCUGGACCAACGGCGUGUGGAAGAGCACGCUGCACCGGGUGAUCCACCGCGCGAACCACUCUCCAGAGUAUGCUGGGCGCGUGUCGGUGCCGUUCUUCUUCGAGCCGAAUUUCGACGCGCAGGUGCGGCCGCUUAAGAAGUGCGUGCGCAGGAGUGGGAGGGAGGAGAUGGGCGGCAGGGGCACGUACGGGGAGCAUUUGCUGACGAAGGUGUUUAGCAAUUUCUACUAUAGCAAGCGAACGGAUUGGUAGUUCUACAUCGCUGUCCCUUCUCUGUGGCCCCUCGAAUCCCCAAUCUCAGUCUCACCCACC
Boeremia exigua is the source of this 1597-nucleotide messenger RNA. RefSeq lists its product as uncharacterized. The record is from RefSeq and is a predicted model, not a curated record. The transcript has a single exon. Bases 245 to 1537 code for a protein of 430 amino acids. Gene Ontology annotation, molecular function: dioxygenase activity. Lineage: Eukaryota; Fungi; Ascomycota; Dothideomycetes; Pleosporales; Didymellaceae.